ACUCUCGUUUCAUCACUUAAUAGCUCGACUACCCCGGAGCGGUGCUAGGACGCAUUUUGGGCGCGUGGAUACAUACUUACUGUCGCUUAGUAUCUUUUGAAGUUUUGUCGCGUUUGCGGUGGUUUCCGGGCGAGCAGGAGCCCAAAUCAGCCAAAGAGAAGAAAGAAGUGCGUUUUUCGCCAUGGGAGCACAGACCUCAGCGCAACCCGACGAAAAGAUCCAGGACGAUGCGUCAGCCGAGGAGCUGAGCGCGGAGGUGAACGCGAUUUCGGAUAGGGAUAGCGUUGUCGACGCCAAGCUCCAGCAGACGAAUGGACAGAUCUCCAUCUCCAGUCUGAUUGGGAAGGUAGUCGAGCAGACAGAGCUCCAUAGCCACUCAGAGGACAACACCCUAACAGAGGAAGUUGAUGGCGUGUCCGUGUCUCAGAAGGAGGAGGUUCCUGAGACAAUGGACUCCCUCCAGGCCGAGGUGCCCCCUCAGGUGAACGGAGAGAAGGAUGAGAAUGAGUCACCUGACGUAAACAACAUCACCGCUGCCGAGGAGAAGGAGGUCGAGGAGAAAUCAGGCGAGGCCAACGAGGUGGGCUUCAAAAAGAUCUUUAAGUUCGUCGGCUUCAAGUUCACUGUGAAGAAGGACAAGAAUGAGAAGACGGACCCGGUGCAGCUGCUGACGGUGAAGGACAAAGACAUGGAGGAAGGAGAGACCAGCGGGUCUGAGGAAACUAAGGAGGAAGCCACCAAUGCAGAGGAGGAGGUCAAAUCUGAGGAGGAGAAGGCAACUGAGCCAGAGACCGCCAUCAUUGACAUUGACGCCACUCCAGUGGACGUCCCAUCUGAGUCUGUGGAUGGAAAGGCUGCAGAGGUAAUCAGAGAAGAGGCCACAGAUGGAGCUGAGGAGGGAGCUACAGAGAAAGAGCCUGAGGACCCAGCUGCAACUAACCCACCUGGCCAGGAGUCAACUCAGUCCCCCUUCAGAAGGUUCUUUACACAGGGAAUCUUCUUCAACCUGCGCAAGAAGGCAAGCAUCAAGAAGCCCAAAGAGGAGGAACCAAAAGAGAAAGCUGCCGAGGAGGAGAUAAAGGAGGGAGAGAAAACAGCAGAGGCUGUGGUGGAGGAGGAUGGAGAGAAAGCAAAGGAAGUGGUGGAGGGAGAGGUGAAGGAGGUGGAACCAGUGACAACACCAGAGGAGGCUAAGCCUGAGUCUUCCCCAGAAACUGAGACAGCGGAAGCACCUGUCGAAGAGAUCAAAGAGGAGGUCCAAGUCGAGGUUGUAGUGGAAACGUCAGAAGUCUGUAUUUCUGACAAUGCAAAACCAGCGGAAGAGAAAGUUGAAGAGGCUGUGGAAGCAGACAAUGCCCCAGUCAAGGUCACCACCGAGGCUGAGCUGCUCUCAUCCCAGGAAAAGGUCAAGGCCCAGGGAAGCCCACUGAAAAAGCUCUUCACUGGGGCCGGCCUGAAGAAGCUCUCUACCAAGAAACAGAAGAAAGAUAAGAAAGACGCGGAGUCCAAGCUGACUGAAUCUGGGGAACAGGCGGCUGAACUCCAGACCUCCACAGAUUCAGCAGAGGUCCAGAAACCUGACAGUGGGGCCUCGUCUCCAGAGGAGUCUGGUGAACAUGCCCUCGGGGUGGAAGCCGCCCAAGCUGAGGCCAGCCAAGAGGCUGAUGGGGAGGUAACCAGCUCAGACGAAGGGAAGAAGAAAGAUGGUAUCAUGCCCUGGUCCUCCUUCAAGAAGCUGGUGACGCCCAAGAAACGCGUCAAGAGGCCCUCUGAGAGUGAGGACGAGGCAACUGGUGAGAAAGCCAAGUCGGCCACCCUAUCUUCCACUGAGAGCGCCGUAUUUGUGGAGAAAGAGAAAGAGAAGGAGCCGGAACCCACUGAGGAGGACCCAAAAACCGAAGCCACUGAAAAGCUGGAGGGCAGCACUGAGGAGUCCAAAAGGAUGAAGAUGGACACCUCUGUCUCCUGGGAGGCCCUUAUGUGUAUGGGCGGCAAUAAGAAAAGGACCAGGAAGACCUCUGACUCUGAAGAUGAGGAGACCAAAAUUGAAGAGGAGGCGCCACAAGCUGGAGAAGAGCAGGCUAAGACCGCAGAGUCUCCUCUCGGCAGCUCCAGAGAGGCAGAUCAGGAAAACACGGUGUCGUCCCCCGAACCAUCCACUAGCCCUGCCGCGGGAGAGUCCCCCUGGGAUACUCUCAAGCGUCUCGUAACCCAUAGGAAGAAGCCCAAAGCCGAGGACAAGACAGAUGAGUCCGGUGCCGAACCGGUUGUCUCAGACAGUGAAAUCCCAAAAGAAGAUUCCUCUUUCUCUCUGAGGAAACUCAUCCCUGGACGCAGAAAGAAGAAGCAGCUUUCCUCCGAUCUGGGGUCUGGCGAGGAAGACUCUGACACACCAGCCGUGGUCCCUCUCUCAGAGUACGACAACGAGCAUGCCAAGACUAAAGAAGAGGCUGAAUUUGAGAUGACAGUGGAGACAGUGGAUGCUAAGGAGGCAGCACCAAUCACUCAAGCUCAAUCAUCCACCGAAGAGAGAUCCCCCUCUUGGAUCUCAGCGACGGCGGUUGUGGAAAACCUCCAGGAGAUUCCACAUGAUCAGCUGAGCGACAUCCCAGAAGAGGGUGCCGCCACCCCCAAGUCUGCUGACACCACCCUCGCCGAGGACAUUGUAGAGCAGACUUCAGAGGCGGUCACAUGCCUGGAGCAGAAGCCUGAGCUGUCUGUUGCCGAGGUGACUGCAGAGAUGAUCCCAGCCAUGUCUGGAGAAACCACCCCUGUGCUCUAUGAGCCUGAGCCAGAGUCUCUGCAGGUCCUGCAGGAUGCUGUGGAGCUGGUCAAUGAGCUCCCAAGUCUGACUUCCGUAGAAAUCACAGAGGUCCGACUGGAGGAAGCUGCGUCCAUCCCAGAGCCCACACCGCCGAUCGAGUUCACUGAGAGCGAAUCAAAGGUUGUCUUGAUGGUGCAUAUAGAAACUGAGGCCACCGCCAUCUGCACUGGCCUGGGCACCAAGGAGAUCGCCAAGGUGGCGGUGGAGAAGCCUGUUAUUCCCACCGUGGAGUGUCUAGCUGAGAUCAGCUAUGCUCUGUCUGCUGAGCUGCCAGUGGAGGAUAAGGCUGAUCCAACUGAGGCAGCUGAUGCUACUGAAGACCCAGUGUUUGAGGCUCAAGUAGAGCAGGUCGAAAGCACAUUCCUGGAGACUCCCCUAGAGAAGACUAUUGAAGACAUCCCAGAGCCUGAGAUAGCCACUGAGGGUAAAGAGCCUGAAGUUGAAAAGGUUGCCAUGAUCAAUGAUAUCCAGACGGAGGCUGAAAUCAUCGAGGCCCCUGUAGUGACUGAGAACACCCCCAGAGUGGAGCUGGUAGACCCCAUCGCACCAACUGUCGAAGAAUCCAUUGCCGGUGACAUUGUGGAGAUCUCUGAGGCACCUGUCGUUGAGGUCAAAAGUGAGGAGAUGGAGGUGGAAGAGACAGCUGCCAUCAAAGCGAUCGCUCCUGUAGAGGAGGUGAAUGAGCCCGUCGCAAGUGAAAUGGCUACCUCGCUAACUGACGUCGAUCAGGCCACAAUUACUGAGGUGUGCGAGGCAACCAUUGCUGUUGUAGCCCCUGCUGAAGAGUUCACCAUUGUCAAGGAGUCUGUGUGCCUCAUCAUGUCCAAGUCCGUGAAAACCCAGCAAGUGGAGGUCCCGGAGGCAAUGCCGGUGGAAACGGUCUCAGUGGCAGUUGCAGAGCCUGCUGGCAAUGACCAAAUCCAAGUGAAAGUGACUGAGGUUGGCGUUACAGAGGCCGAGGAGACGAAGGAGGCAGAGGCCAUGGAGGAGACAGGCUUGGUCAUUGCUCAGGUGGUCAUCCUGAACGCUGUGGAGAAAGUGUCUGAAGCAGAGACUGAACCCGAAGCGCCUGCCUCCGUCGCUGCCACCAUCACACCUGAAGACACACUACCAGUCCAGGCAGUAGCAACAAUAGAGGAAGAGAUUGAACAAGUAGCAGAGGAGAAACCUGUCAUUGCUGAAACUCUUGUAGUCCAAGUUAAAGCACCAGCACCAGAAACUCCAGCAGAGGAGCCUGCUGCUCCAGAGGCACAAGCCAAGGCUGAAAAACCACCAAAGGAAGUCCAUGAGGCCGUCCAGGUCAUUGAGACAGUUCCAGUCAUAGUUGAAAUCACAGAGAUUAUCAUGGAAGAGGUUACCAAGGAGGCGGAGGAUGUUGUCAAAGAGGAAGUAGAGGAGAUAAAACAGGAAGUGGAAUUAAAGCAAGCAGUUGAGGUCAACGUAAGUGAGGAGAAAGUUGUAGAGGUUGAAGUUGUAGCAAAGGUGGAACAGAUAGAGGGUGAGACAGAUGGAAAGGCAGAGGAGGUGAUCAAAGAGGUAAAGAGCAACGUAGAGGCAGUAGAGGUUCAGGAAGUUCUACAAGCUGAGGUAAUCAAGCUGGUUCAGGAAGUGAUAGCAGAGGUUCCCGCUCCAGAGACAGCUGAUGAGAAGUCAGAAGCAGCGGUGGUGACAGAAGAGACCCCAGUCCCAGAGGCGCCCACAGAGACCCCCAAAGCCCCAGCCCAGCCAGAGGAGACGACUGUUGAGGUUGUGGUCCCACAUACAGCACAGGUGGUCAAUCAGGCGGCACAGAUCGUUGAAGUGAAGGAAGCAGAGGAAAUCCAGAUGGAGGAGGUGGUGGAAAUCGAUGCCAUUGUUACCGCACCAGAGACAAAGGAAGCCCUGGCUAAAAAAGACACGCCAGCCCCUGAACCGACACCAGACACCCCGGCUGUGGCUGCCAGCCAAGAGGCCCCUGCUAACAUCGUGGAGGAGGAGGUUGCUGUCGCCAUGGCUGUGACAGUUGCCAGACCAGCGGAGGCAGGGGCAGCGGCAGAGAAGGCGGCGUCAGUGAAGCGUGUGGAGAUGAUGGCGCAGGUGAUCGAGGUGAUCGAGGAGGCGGUGAGGGAGAUCGAACCUGUCUCCUCCACAGAGCUCACAGCUGCAUCGUGAGCAGCUGUAGAUGCAAGAUGGUUGGCUGGGAGACAGACUGUCCUGAUCAGGAAGUGAGUGAUAGUGAGAAAGUGAGCGAGAGAGAGAGCAAGAGGAUGCUCUGUGGAGACACACUGAGACUGAGCUCCACCCCACCCUGCCCAGAGCGACUGAGUGACUGAGCGACAACUCCACCCCUCUCUCCUUCCCCCCUGCCCCUGUCCUGCAGCACCAGCCCGUCACACAGAGGUGGCAUCCCCACCCCACUGGCCCUCCAGAGGUGAAGCAUCAAUCUCCCUACACACACACACAAACUAAGCCUCAGUCCCGCACCUUUGAAGCUUCCCAUCUGGCUUGUAAUCAAUGUGAUGUACUUUUGCUGUUUUGACGACCUUCCAUCGCCCUUGCUGUGGCUUGGGAGUCUGCUGUCCCUUGGAGAGUGUGGUGUGUGUGUGUGUGUGUGUAUGUGUGUGUGUGCAAGAGUUAAGAGUGAGUGUGUGUGUGGUCUCAGAGUUGGAGGAUUAUUAUCUUGUAUAUUGUAUUUAUAUCUUAUGCGUAUUCGCUCAUUCCCCCCUCCUUUACUUUUUUUGUAUGGAAUAUGUGACCCAUUUUCUCAUACAUAUGUAAGACUUAGAUUCAAAGAUAAUGUCUGGAUUUAGCAGAAAUUCUAACUAAACCAUGGUACAUACAGUAUGUGAUUUCAAUGGCAGUGUCCGAUAUCAUUGAUUGCAUUGCAGACGAUGACUUAAUGUGAAUAGAAAGGGAGUGAGGUGAAAGCCAAUAGAAGUGCAACAAUCUUACAAACUUUAAGCUUUGACAUGUUCUCUGUCACACUGUACUUCCCUUCACCUUUCAGCCUGACAAUAUAUUUUCAGCUCCUACUGUAGAUAAAGCAUACUUUACUGCCUGACUGACUGUGAAAAAAAGUAUUGUUACUUUCUGAAAUAAGUAUGCCUUUGAUUAUCGUGUAAAAAUACAAUAAAACACUAUUAUCUCAGCCUGGUUUGAUAAUGUGAGAGAGGUAUUUGGUGACACUGAAUUAUUAAUAUGCAGCGUACUAUGAUGGACAUACACUUGCAUGGGGAGAGUAACAUAUAUCUCACAAUGUUAGAUUGUCUUGUAUUUUCAAGUGUAUGACUUCUGUUAACGUUGUGUGUAGCACUUCAAAAUAUGUGUAAUUGCUUGCUCUCUUGAAAUGGAGAUCUAUCCAUCCAUCUCUGGUGUACAGUGUAAGCUCGCAGGGAGGAGUGUACGGUAGUUUGGAAUGUACACCAGUUAUUUGGCGCCCUCUGCUGCCGAUACAGUCUAUAUCACGUCUCUCAGUCCAUAUAUGUUACCUUUCCCACUGGUGAGUGCUGUUAUUUUAUGUUUAUGUUGGAAAUGUUUGCAUUUCAUUACAUUUUUUAAUUAACAUUGUUCGCUGUAAAAUACAUUCCACACACACACACAUGCAUUUCAUGUUGUAACGUGUGACAGUACAGUAAGUUAUAAGACUCUGCUGCAAGGCAGGGGACACAGAUUUGGCACCAGUGAGGUUUUUAGACGGCACAAACUACUCAAUCAUAAAUCACAUGGUACCAGACAAACGAAAAUCUUAUUUUGAUGUUUAUAUGUAGCCAAGCCAAAUUGACUUAGGGUAGGUUAUCCAUGGUUGCUAACAUGAUAUAACAUCAGCAGGAAGAAAUUAGACCAUGAGAUCUCAUUUGUCUCAAAUGCCUGAUUCUGGGUCAGCCUGAUUUACUUAUCUUCAAGUAAUCUUUUAUUUACCAAUGACAUUUCAAAUGCUGGUUUUGGGAUCAGUUAGAGUGGCUAGAUAAGCCAAUUCUACUGUGGGCACAUACUGUGAGAAUGGAGUGCUUCCUAUUUAUCACUCAGAUGUCAAAAUGAUGAUUGACAGUAUAGCUCUAGGCUUUACACCUCACAAAGCUGACUGACCAAUGAGACACGAGAGAAAUCCUAGAAGCCUAGACCACUAUAUCUGGUCACUGUUUAACUUUACUUUGACUCUACUGUAGAUUUGUCACACACAUCCAUAAUGUUUGUUUUAUGUAAAAUAGUAUAAAAAAUAAAAUAAAAAAACAUAUAUUGUGUUCACUGCUUAUUCUACUGCAUUUGGUUUGGAUACCCCUCCACCUUCAAUCCUCCCAAGCUUUUUGUAACACAAUCUAACUGUGAACCUGGUAACAUUUGUACAAAUUGUAUACCUAUGUACUUAACAAAUCAUAUUGUAAUAAUAACCUAUAAGCAUUAAGAAUAUAAUGUAUCUGUAGCAUGGACUUAAUUCUGUCUUUUACAUUUUCCAAGCUGUUAAUAGUACAGAUACAGAAACCUGUCUAUAUUUCAUUCAAAAAUAAAGCUAGCAUUUUAAAAAUGUG
Messenger RNA from Coregonus clupeaformis (lake whitefish), 7329 nucleotides. It is a transcript of the gene akap12b, whose product is annotated as A kinase (PRKA) anchor protein 12b. The record is from RefSeq and is a predicted model, not a curated record. Gene Ontology annotation, molecular function: protein kinase A binding; calmodulin binding. NCBI's taxonomy places the organism in Eukaryota, Metazoa, Chordata, Actinopteri, Salmoniformes, Salmonidae. The transcript has 4 exons. Gene Ontology annotation, cellular component: cytoplasm. The coding region runs from base 182 to 4975 and encodes 1597 amino acids. Gene Ontology annotation, biological process: regulation of protein kinase C signaling; signal transduction.